AUGAGCGCACGCGGGGCCGAGCCGGGGGGGCAAAGCUCCGGUUCCCGGGAGCCCGUGGGGGCCGCGGAGACCCAGAAGAGACGACCCGGGAGACCCAGGAAACCCCAGAAGGUAAAAGCCUGAAGCCGGGUCCGAGCCUGAACCGGUCUGAGGGUCCUGAUCCAGACUGGUUCGGUUCGUUCUGAUAGUUUGACCCGUUUUUACCUGUUUUUACCGGCUCUGAUCCGGUUUGUUCUGAUAGAAAACCUGUUCAAACAUCUUCGAUCUGUUUGUCCCUGAAAGGCUCCUGUUAGUGUGUGUGUGUGUGUGUGUGUGUGUGUGUGUGUGUGUGUGUGUGUGUGUGUGUGUGUGUGUGUGUGUGUGUGUGUGUGUGUAUUUUAUUCACUCCUACAAACUAAAAGGUAAAGUUUUUUAUUAAAAUGAGUUCACGAAGUGUGGAAGGUAGCAAAGUAGGGGAGACCGGGGCUUGUCGUCACAUUGCAAUUAUCUUUGCCACCAGAGGGCGCAACUAAAAAGUGGAAUACUAGUUUUCUUCCUUUGCAUGGCCAGAGGUCGUGUCUGAGAAGGGAACACUGUGAGCUGAGAUGAGCACCAAUAAACCAUUUUAAAAAUGAAGUUUAACUUAAUUUGAUUUAUUUUCGGCUCUGAGGAGAUUUUCUGUUUCCGUGUGUUCACCGACUCACCUGAGUUUACCUGUUUACACACAUGAACACGCACAGGAGGAGAGCGGAGAGGGAGAGCCUGCCCCUAAGAGACCGAGGGGGCGUCCGAAAGGAAGCAAGAACAAGGGACCACCCAAGGCAGCAACCAAGGUAGCAAGGACAAACACACACACACACACACACAGGUGUGUUCAGGUGUUUUUUUCAGGGUGUUGGACUCAGUCUCAGAAACAUAAAACUGUCGGAUUAUUAAUUCAUCAGGUUUUAUAUUUCACUAAACUCCCCAUCAAUUAUACAUACACACACACACACACACACACCCCUGUGCUGGGCUCUGAUUGGCUGAUAAAUCUGAUGAGUCAUGAUUCUGACCUGGUGAUGAAGGUUCUGAUCUGUCAGACAGACUCGGUGUUUAAACUCUGAGCAGGUACAGACGGGUUCGAACAAACAGGUGUUUUUAUUAUCGUUACACUGGAGAGACAAACAGCCAAUCAGAGAGCUCGGUGACCUCUGAGGAGAAAAAAAACAUUCAGGUGAAAAUUUAGAUGCUAACAGGUGAAAAAGUUCAAACACCUGAAUCAGAGACAGAGGAUCAGCCUAUCAAAGCCGACUCUGUGUGUGUGUGUGUGUGUGUGUGUGUGUGUGUGUGUGUGUGUGUGUGUGUGUACUUACCUCACCUGGCUCAGGUUACAGCUGGUCUGACACAGACAGGUCCUUCAUGGAUCUCUUUGAUCCAGGUCCAGACCCGGGUUCAGGUUCUGCUUCACGUGUAUUUUUAUGAUCUCACAGGUUAAACUCUGACACCUUACCUGAGUGACUCAGGUGAGCUCAGGUGUGAGUCUGAGUUCAGAGUUUAGAAAAAGGAUCUGAAGUUUGGGUUAGAGACUGAAAAACCCUGUAAUAAGUAGAUUGUUAACAUGGAUCACUGCGAAGGUCACAGUGAAAGGUUUGUUUGUUUGUUUGUUUGUCUGUUUGUUUGUUUGUUUGUUUGUUUGUUUGUUAAUAACAGGGGAAGUCCGUCUGAUUCUGUUUCUGUGUUUAUUCAGAAAUCUGAGGUGAGCAGCGGGAAGAGACCGCGAGGACGACCACGGAAAUGGGCGAGUCUGACCUCACAUAAACACACACACUGAUCUUUACCGUUCAACCGACUGUGAUGUGUUUCUUUUCAUAGUAACGAUAAAAAAGGACCCUCUACCCUCUCCUCUCUCUUUCUUCUCCUGCAGCCUCAGCAGGUGGUCCAGAAGACCUCCGCUCAGGUGAGACACACCUGUCCCUUUGUGCUGAUGUCUCUUUCCUGCUUCAGUCUGUAGAUCUUUGGCUCCUCAUGGUUGAAGGUGAUAGCAGGUGUGUUAUCUGAGUAAACACUUUGACUUAGUCUGGUUCAGCCUCUUCAUUAACUCAGUGAACAGGUGAGAGGACAGGUGAGAGGACAGGUGAGAGGACAGGUGAGAGGACAGAUGAGACCCUCUGAGAUGAGCUUCAAACUGAAAACAGCCUCGUGUUUUUAUAUUAACAGGAAGAAGAAGAAGAGGAGGAGGAGGAGGAGGCUGCAGAGGAAGACUAA
Xyrichtys novacula (pearly razorfish) is the source of this 2226-nucleotide messenger RNA. The record is from the annotation of a GenBank genome assembly. NCBI's taxonomy places the organism in Eukaryota, Metazoa, Chordata, Actinopteri, Labriformes, Labridae.